GCGGGGAGGCGGAGGCUGAGGCGGGGCCGAGCUAGUCGGGGAUGCUUUGGCUUUGUGGCGUCUCCCGCCGGGUAGCAGGCCUAGCCUUUCGGCGGAGAGUUGUGGAAGUGUGCGUUUUUAUCUUUUUGGGCGGUCGUCGUUGUUUGUAAGAGAAAUGAAUAGAAAUAACCCAUUUUGAGGAAGCCAUGGCAAAAUCAAAAACAAAACACAGAACUUGUUCUCGUGAAUCUUCAGUAUCUUCUCUUCUAGCAAGCUGCAGCCUGAGUGGUACUAAUUCAUCUAAUUCUGAUGGUUCUUUUCAGUAUAAGGAUAAAUUAUACAGCUCUGCUUCUCAAGCUUUACAGGCCUAUAUUGAUGAUUAUGAUCUAAGCCGAAUAUAUCCUGGUGCCAGCACUGGAAAGAUUAACAUUGACAAGAGUUCUACUAGUAUGUCAAAAUUCUCCACGUAUAUUUAUAGAAACAAUGCUUUUGGAAAUCUUGGUCUCAAGAAGAGCUCAAACUCCUUGUCCUCACCCUAUAGAAAACAGACUCUUAAUGACAUAGACUCCAUUAGCCUAACUACUGAUGAUCUCUUAAAACUUCCAGCAGAUGGAUCAUUACCUUCCUCCACUUAUGUUGGACCAGGUCACCGAACUAACAGAAGAAACAAGAAAUGCUUUGGAAUGCUAGGUUCAUUGGACAUUGAAAAGAAUCCAAAUUUUCAAGAACCCUUCUUUUCCGUGCGCAAGGAUAACUUGGUUACUCCUCUUGUAUACGCAAAUAUAAAUGGAAAGCAACGUGUUCGACUAAAAAACCCAAAAAUUGUGAAUAAGAGUAAUAAGUGCGUUUCUGAACCAUCUUUACCUUUUUCUAAGAAGUCUUCUUCUAAGGACAGUUCAGAACACAAUCUUGAAAAGAAUUAUCCAAGAUGGCUUACUAGCCAGAAAUCUGACCUUAAUGUUUCAGGGAUAACUAGUAUACCUGAUUUCAAAUACCCAGUCUGGCUCCACAAUCAAGACUUGCUACCUGAUACAGAUAGUCAAAGGACUUAUAAAAUGCUUAAAGAAGAUCAGAGUUCCCCUAAACAUAGUUAUCAGGCACAAAGAACUUCUCGGCUUAUGAACAAGUUAGAUUGUUUCGAAUAUUCUUUUGCACCCUCAAACUUUUCAAAUUCCCUGCAUGAUGAUAAAGGAUUAGUUAAUGAGUACAAAUGUGAUUUUGAGUGUAGCCAAUGUCAAUAUGAGAAUCCACUUCUCCCAGGACAAUCCAAAAAACCAUUCAGUGAUGACAAAAUUGAAUUGCUUAUCCUGAAAGCCAAGAGAAAUCUAGAGCAUUCUACCGAAGAAUUACCGACCUCUAUGAAAAAUGAUGGCAGUCCUUGCUCAUUAGAUAAACUUGAAGCAGAAAGAUCAUGGGAAAAUAUUCCUGUUACUUUCAAAUCACCUGUUCCUGUUUACUCCGAUGAUAAUCCUCAACAAACCUCCAAGGCAAAAUAUGCUAAAGAGUUCCUUGAAGACUUCUUAAGUAACGAUAACCAGAGCUGUACCCUUUCUGGAGGCAAACACCAUGGUCCUGUUGAAGCCCUAAAACAAAUGUUAUUUAAUCUUCAAGCAGUACAAGAAAGUUUUAAUCAGAGUAAAACCACAGAGCCAACAGAAGGGAAUAAGCAAGUUUCAGAAGAUGAAUUUUCUAAAUUACAGUUGAAGGAAAGUAUGAUUCCUAUUACUAGGUCACUUCAAAAGGCUUUGCACCAUUUAUCUCGCCUGAGAGACCUGGUUGAUGAUACCAGUGGGAAACAAUCACCGAAAAUAUGAAGAGGAAAAUAAAACUGUCUAACCAAUAAAUAGUCACCACCAAACAAAAACGUUUUUUUUUUUCUAUUACUUAAACUGCCAAAGUAAUUGUAAGCCAGUAUUAUUCUGUGACUGCUACACGUAUUAUGUAUUGCUAAAAAAACAAACUUGAGAAUGUUCACAGGUUUUGUGACUUACCCUGAUUUUGUGCCAAAGUACAAGAAUCUGAACUGAGAGGACCCACAGAAAUCUGAAAGCCUGACUUUGGACUUCAGGCCCACAAAUGUCUGAUACUCAAAGGUGAAUGAUUUUCUGUUCUUGAAGGUUUACAUGGACUUUACCUUCUUCAGCAUCCUCAUUAUUAUCUGAUUCUGGAUAAUUAAGAAACUCUUCCAGGUUUCUAUCCAAAGUCUCUUAAGUUAAAAGACCUUUUGGUAUGUGUAACAUCUGCAUUUAAGGAGCUUAAAGGGAUACCAAAAUUGUUACAAUGUAUGUUAUCCAUAUAGAAGUCUGUUAAUUUUAAGUCUUCAUAAAUCAAAUAUUUAAGGUAUGUUGUAUUUGCAAAUGACAUCGAUUUAAUAGGGGUGAUGCAGUGCGAAAAGGAAUAUUCUUCUAUGUUGUGGAAUUCAAGAGAACCUCAUUUAAUUAAUGUUUUGAUUAUAUGUAAGGUAAUCUUGAUAAUAUUUGACAGUAUACAAAGUAUUUUGGGAUAUUUGAAAAUUUAAUAUUUUGAUAUUAGAUUAUUUCCCAGAUUUUAGUUUUGGCAUUAGCUCAGGCUAAUAAGAACUAUGAGAGAUAAAUGGCCAAUUGCUUUAUGAAAUUUCAUAAGUAAACUUAAAAAAAAUGGAUAUGGAAAAUCAGAAAGCAAAUCAAUGUUUUAAAGUUAUUUCGUAAGAACUGAGCUUCCUUUAAAAUCAUCAGUCCUGUUCAGAGUUAGUCUCUAGCUGGAACUGAACAGAGCUUUGUAAUUUUGCAAUUUCUACCAAGUGAGCUUCUAAUAAGCAGGAAGCAUGUUUAUCAACAAAACCAAGAAUUAAACCAUAAAGUAUAACUAAUGUUGCAUAUUAAAAAAGCCCGAUGAAAUUAAACAAUUUCUGUAUAUGUCUGCAAAUACUGCAAAUUAACUCUUUACCCAACUACAGCAUUUUUGCUAAGUAAAUUUACUGUCAAGUAGGCAAGAGUUUCAAGUACACUGGGCCAAAUAAUUUGUUUUGUGUAAAUUGCCAAGGCACUAUUUAACACCUUUGUUACAGUACUGACAUGUCAAAGAUUGUAGAGUUAGCCGUCUUUUUUUUAAGUUUUUUUUCUUGACCAGUCAGUUUAUGUCAUCAUACUGUUCUUUUCCCAGUUUGAAAGACAUUUGCCAAUAGGUUUGUUUUGUUUACUCUGUGGAGGCCUUUCUACCACUGACAUUCUAUUUUCUGAUUGUGGUCUUCUGCUUCACAGCAAAUAGUUUGGAUAAUCAAAUAUGGAACUAGUUUCGUGGUUAAAGUAUGGCUGGAUGCUAAAAUACAGGUUUAAAUUGGUCAAGGGUUAGGUGGAUCUGGAUCACAUUCAAGGCAAGUGAAGCAACCAUUAGACAAAUUCUAAAGAAAGCACAGAAGAUAAAGACAGCAGGAAAUAAACUUUCAGUUGUAUAUUAAAUAUAUGUUGAUCAUAUAUAAUACUAACUCUGAUAGUGCAGUGGUUAAAAGCGCUAAGCAACUAGCCAAGAGAUCAGCGGUUUGGACCCACAGGCAGCUCCAUGGGAGAAAGAUGUAGCAAUCUGAUUCCAUAAAGGUUACAGUCUUAGAACCCCUAUAGGGCAGUUCCACUCUGUCCUGCAGGGUCACUGAGUCAGAACUGACUUAACGGCAAUGGGUUUUCUUUUUUUUUCAAUGCCUAGACAGUGUCUCCAAAGGGAUUAUGCUAUAAUGACUCUGAACAGCACUUUGAAUAGUAGUUAGUGCCCUCAUUUCCAAGAACAUAUCUCCAACAUUAAGAUUAGCCUGUUCCAAAAUUUUGUUAUAACUAAUACUUUAAGAAAUUUAAUUAUACUUACCAAAGGAGCAUUAGUAAUUUUUCCUUUUGUGUUAAAUCUGGGAAGGUGUAGUCUUUUUACCCAAAAGAGAAAUUAAUUUUAUCAAAAUGAUUAAUUCCAAAUUUCUUUUUCAAAGAAAUAUAUAGAAGGGAAGAGAGAGUCAACUAAGAAAAUAAAACAUGUAAAUGAUAAAGGCUCAAGAAGUUCUCUAAAGAAUUGGUUUAAUUAUAUAUUAAUUGAUAUUUCAGAGUUUUUUGUUUGUUUUGAGGUUUCCAGGGGAAAAAAGGGAACAACAGUUAGGAAAAUGAACUGAAGCAGAUAAUGAGAGCAAAUAGAUUUUUUUAAAUUGUGAAAAAAUAUAUCAACUCUUUGCUCUCAUUCUUUUAGAUUUAUUGAUAAACGUUAAACAGAAAAAAAUGAAGAAAUUUUAAUAAGAUUUUUUAAAUUUUUAUUGAGUAUGAAAAAAGGUACAACAAAAAAGCCAAGCUCUAGAAAUUAUCUGAGGUCAAGGGAAAAAAUGUGUCGCUGAUAUGUGAAAAUUUAAAACCCAGAUGUACUGCCUUUAUUGUUAAUAAGAGCUCUACUUUCAGGUUUUUCAGUAACAAUUUAUUUCAGCUUCACAGAGAUUUCUGACUAAACUGAGGAACUCUGCUUAUGUUUGUUUUGGGCUAUAUUUCUCUCUAGUUGUGUUAUUUCUUGUAGGAUUUGUAAGUGCAUUUUUUGUUAUUUUGUAUUUAAUGGUUUAUGAUAAUGUCUUAUUAAAAUAUAGUAUAUAGUUAUACCAAAAUAUUGCUUGAAGAUAAAUCAUGACAAGAUUCUUUCUUCCUGUGUUCUAAGUACAUGAGAUCAUGCAUAUAGAUUUGAAUUUUUGUUUCAUUUUUCUUGUCCCACCCUUCUUUUUCUGUAUCUCAAAACGCAUUUGGUGGAAGUGCUAUCAAGAAGUGAACUUGCCAAAAGGCAAGUAACAUGAAAGGAGACAAAAGAAGCAAAAGGCCACUAAAAUUGAUAAUUUCUGACUAACUGAAGUCCCUUCAAUUGUGAAAGUGUGUAUCCCUCUAUUCCAUGUACAGAUUGGAUGUUUCAUACAUGAUUAUAUGCUGUGUUGAGUUGCAGUGCCUGCCAUACAAUGACUGGGGUAAACCUAUGCCUAAACCUGAACACAUUGUUCAGUGGGUUAUAUUGUUAGAUGUUUUUCCUGGAAUAUUUGAAAUUAUUCCUUUCCCACUUUCCCUCUGCUUCUUUUCUUUUAUUCUUUACAUUUAUCUGUCAGUAAGAUCAUUUUCCUUUUUUUGAACAAAGGAAAAAAAACCCAAAACUUAGCAUUUUAUUCUGUAUUGACUUAACCCUAGACCAUACCCUUCUACUCUCACAAAUACAGUAACUUAUAUCCACUCCAUACCUCAACUGGGACUAGUCCAUUUGUUUCCUAAUACCUGUUUCAACCGUAGACAUUCCUCCCUUCUCUAAAUUCUUUACACUGAAGCCAGACUGACCGGUCUUCGCAAGACAGUGUUGUACACCUCAGCUCUAAUGUUACUGAUUUAAUUCAGCAGAUUCACUUUAGCCGAAUGGCUUUACUUGGCUUAUCCUAAACUUUGUAUAUAUAUUCUCACCUUUAUGUAUAUUAUUUUUCAUACUUGAAAUACUCAAUUUUUAUUCUUUUUGCUUAUUUAAAGCUUACUCUGCCAUUUCUCUAAUGCUCUGGCUGAGUCUUACAUUUCCUUUUCUAAACGUUGUAACUCUUUAAACACUGGUAGGUUGGCUUCCCCCCUUCUCUUCCAUUAUUCAUGUAGUUUUAUCUUGUAUUUCUUGUUUUAUUUUGUAGCUAGUGCCUCUUACACCAUACUGUAUCCCAGGGGGGAAUAUGUUUUGUCUCAAAAAAUGUUAGAUCACUGAUUUCUAAUUUGUUUUAUGUCCUUUAUGAUAACACCUUUUACAUUAUAUUGUAUAACCAAGGAAAAGCAAACUGUGUUUUGAAUAGUGUUGAUUGAUGAUUCUAAUCCUGGGUCCUUGUAUAAGGUUGUAAGGUCAAGAUAAAAGAGACCACAUCCCUUUGUCAUGUGAUGUUCUGCAAAUCCUUUUUAAAACAAGGUAAAUUAAACCUAUUUGGGAGAGUUAUUUCUUUUUUUGUUGUUGCAGAUGGUUAUCAAAUAGGAUCAUCAAUUGUUAAGGUAUUGUGGAUGAUUUAACUGUAAGCCUUCUGACUUCUUGAGCUCUCAAAACUUUUAAGAUUUUUGAAUUUUUAAAUGUUUUGGAUUUUAUCAGAUACAUGAUAUAUUUUACAAAUUUAGAAGUAAAUCUAGGAAAAUUAUCAGUGGCUGGUUUUAUAUUGUGUUGCGUCUUUGAGUCUGGCUUUACGGAAACUGUUAGACUGGGUCCAAUCUAGAUACAGAAACCACACAGUGAUUUUGUUGCGUCUUUGAGUCUGGCUUUACGGAAACUGUUAGACUGGGUCCAAUCUAGAUACAGAAACCACACAGUGAUUUUAAAGGAAAGCUUAAUAUUAAAACAAAACAAAACUGUUUUAAACUACGAUAAAAGAGAUAAGGUAUAGAGAACUCUAUAUGAUACCCUACAUCUGAGGGAGAGUACCCAAGGAAGGACAAACCUGUGAAAGCGCUCUCCUCAAGGCUGGGGUUCAGACCUUGUUGGAGAAGGUAUAGCUGCAUCUUACUGAAUAUUAGAGAAGUUCACUGAUUUGCCCAGACCAGAGCUCAUCUUCAGUUACGGGGCAAGCAGGAAGCUACCCUCCUAAAUGCAGGGAAGCUGCAGCUGCUAACUGGGUGUGUAGGCAUGCAGAGGGAAUGGGGGGUGCCAGAACACCUGGAGCCUGAGAUGUUUGUGUUGGGAGUGUUGUGGGAAGGUGAUCACCAGGCCAAGCCAGAUCUGUGAAGUGGUCAAGGAACCAUACAUUCUGGGAGUGUGGCUGGGGCUGAGCAUCACUGGAUAUAUUCACACACCUUCAGAGUGAAUUUGGACCUGAGAGAUAAAUUGGCAAUAGGCACAGAAACCCAUCAGGUUUCUAGGAAGAUUUUGAUAAGAGAGAACAUCACAAGGCAAAUAAAAAAUGCCUCACUGUCCAUCUCUGCCCUUCCUGGUGUGCAACUCAUCUUGCAUAGCUGCAGUCCCUGGGUGGUGCAAAAGGUUAAGUGCUCCACUACUAACUGACAAGUUGGCAGUUUGAAUCCACCCAGAAGUGCCUAGGAAGAAAGGCCUGGUGAUCUGCUUCUGAAAGUUCGCAGCCUUGAAAACCCCAUGGCGUGCAGUUCUACUUUGCACACAUGGGGUCUUCAUGAGUCAGAAGUCAACUUGAUGGCGGCCAUUUUUGUUUGUUUGUUUAUGCAUGGCCAGUCAAACCAAGAAAUUUGGGUAAAUAAGGUAGAAAAAUGUCAGGUCCUUUAGAAAACUAAGGCACAAUGAAAAACCUUGGGCCAAUAUUUUAAAAAUCUAAUAAAUUUGAUAACUUUGUAAGAGAAUAUAGCUCAUGAACUAGAAAGCUGGGUAUUUUAAGUGUCCUGGAGUUAAUGGUACUCUAAAUCAGAGACCAGAAUAUAGUGCAUUCAUCCUGUUACUUUUCAUCUAGAUGGCCAUAUAGCUCCUUUAUGAACGUUUCUCGAACGAGAGAAUUUCCUGCAAUUGAACACUUAGUUUUCCUUGCUUCGGUUAAGCCAUGAUUUCCUUUACCGUUUCUUCCACAUGUUGAUCUUCUUUCUGCCCUUCAGGACAAUCUCGUAUGCACAUUCAGUCUUUCUAUAUUGAAACCAACAAAAUUAAUGUUUCUUUUAUCCUUCCCUUCAACCUAAGUGUUCUAGUUUCUAAAUUAUUUCUUUGGAUAAAGUUUUAUGUUUCUUCGCCAUCAUCGUCUCCCUUUUCUAGGUGCUGUCUAGCUUUCAGUGUUCCUUUAAAAACAUGGCACCCGACAUCCAAGAUGCACAGAGUAGAAUGGGAGAGCUCUGCAUUUGAUUCUUUAAUAACUUAGUACUUCAUCCAGCCAGCAUUUAUUUGGCUGCCGGCACUGUGCUAGGGGUGUGUGUAUGUGUGUAUCUGUGUAUGAAAGACAGCGAGAGAGAAGGGGAGGGGAGUGCAGGGGUAGGAGAGGUGAUGAUAAAUAGGAAGGCAUGAUUCUACCAUGAGGAAUUCAGUGGUGGAAAAUAUAUAUAUAAAUAGAUAAAAAUUAGACUACAACCAGGUAAGUACUGCUUCAGAGAAAUGAAGAUGAAACAACUGCUAUAAUGAAGCACAGAAGAUGGAACAAUGAAGUAGCCUGGGAAAAGUCUGGAAAGAUUUCACGUCGGAGGGGAUACUUGAAUUGGUCUAUAAAAAUGAACAGAUAUUUGCCAUCAAAGAAAUUGGAUGGAAAGAUAUUUAUUCCUUCUAGGCCAAGUGUGUAUGUACAAAGACUGGAAUGGUAGGAGGGUCUGAUACAGACUCUAGUGAAGCAGAAAGGUAUGUUGGGCUUUAGAAACUUGGGCUUCGGGCAGACUUGUUUUGUGAUUUCACCACUUAUUAGCUCUUUGUUGUGGGUAAGCUACUUGACCCUACCCUAGCCUUUUUCGUUUUCUCCCCUUUGUAAUAUCUACCUUGCAGUUUUGUUUUGCAGAUUAAAUAAGAUAAGGUAUGCCUGCCAUACGUGAUCUCAGCAAAUAUUAGCUGAGAUGGAAAUAUAUUUAGUUGGAGGAGAUGCCAGGGAUAAGACAUAAGGCUGCUUCCACCCUUAUGCUUCCUCUUUCUGUUCUCCACACUAAAGAAUAACCCUUUAAAAAAAUGUCAGAUUGUGUUGCACCUCUUCUCAAAAUUUCCAGCGACUUUCUACUUCAGAGUAAAAUGCGAAGUUCUUUCCAUAACCUAAAAAAGCCCUAUGUGAUAUACUUACACCUCUCACUCCUUCCCAGCACCUCCCCCCACCACCCAAAUUUCUUACCACUCCAUUUGCUCUGUGAUUAAUCCACACUGAUUCUCUUCAGCUAGCUAGAAGAAUGCUUUUGUCUCCAGGUCUUUGCACUGCUGUUUUCUCUGUCUGGAUAGCCUUUCUCCAAAUACCCCACGCAUGAUUCCCUUCCUCACUUCCUUCAGCUGUUUGGUCGGUUGUCACUCUAUCAGACAGGUCUGCCUUGAUCACCACCACCCCGCACCGUGUUCCUCUUUGCCAUUUUUCUUCCCUUAAUACUGAGGGCUGUGGCUUUGUCUUAUUUGCUGCUGCAUCCCGCAAAACUAGAGUAGUGCCUGGCAGUAAAGUGCUCCAUAAGUGUUUGUUCUCUGAAUAAAUGAAGCUGACAAAGUGAUUUGGGGUUGUAUUACUUUCCUAGGGCUACCUAACAAAGUACCUCAAAGUGAGUGACUUAAAACAAUAAAAAUUUAUUAUCUCAGUUCUGGAGGCUAGAAGUGCAAAUUCAGGGUGACAUUAGAGCCAUGCUCUUUUCUGAAGUCUCAGGGGAAGAUCCUUUCUUGUCCUAGCUUCUGGUAGCUGCAGGUGUUCGUUGGCUUGCAGCAUAACUCCAUCUCUGUCUCCAUCUACGUGACCGUCUUCCUUCUGUCUGUGUCUCUUACCCUCAUUUAUAAGGACACCACUCAUUGGAUUAGGACCUAUCCUACUCUGUGUGACCUUAUAUUAACUGAUAAAAUCUUCAAAGAUCCUAUUUACAGACAAGGUCACACUCACAGGUACUAGGCGUUAGGACUUAAACAUUUUUUGGAGAGGCACAAUUCAAUCCAUAACAGGGACCCAUCUGAGGCAUUUGAUAUGCUCAGUUAAAAGAGUUGUAUUUUAUAUUGUAGACAAAAGGAGGGAACCAACUUUUUUAUAAAGCCUAAAUGAAUAUUAUUUAAUUUUUGUUAGUCCCUAUAUUGAUUUGUGUUUAUAAUCAAGUAGAACUUUUUUUUUUCCAGGUAUUAAAACCAUUUCCCUUCUUUUCUGUGCCAUUACUUUAAAGCUGACCAUGGCAACAAUGCAUUAUAUAGUAAUUUUUUUAGGUAAUAAAGAAAUGUAGGCCAGUAUAGUUUUUGUUCAGAGGUAGAGGGCUACUCUUACUAAGGUUUCUAUCAAGUUUCGAUGUAAAAUAAGUUCUAAGAAUAUAAAUUUGAGUGUAUUUAUAAUUUGAUUUUAGAAGGCUGUUGAUUUGUCUUAGGUUGCAGUAAAAAAAAAAAACCCAUUGCCGUCGAGUUGAUUUCCGACUCAUAGCGACCCUAUAGGACAGAGUAGGACUGCCCCAUAGAAUUUCACCAAGGAGCGCCUGGCAGAUUUGAACUGCCGACCUUUAGGUUAGCAAUCGUAGCACUUAACCACUAUGCCACUAGGUUGCAGUAGUAGGUAAUAUUUGAUUUACUUGGGUUUGGACAAGAAUAGAAGAAUAGAAGAGGAGGACACAAAUGAGCACAAAGACAUCCCUCCCGAGAGGAGGUCCAGAAGCACUGAUGAUGCUGAAAGGAACAUGGUGGUGCCCCUGACAAACUAAUAAUUCAGCACCUCUUCAGGUCAUUUCAGUAUUCAACAAUUUAUUUUAGAGGAAUCUGGGGGAAACUUAGAAAGAUUGUUUUGAGAAACAAAUUAUUAUAAAUCAAAGCAGAGUCAGUAUUUUAAAAUGAGCAAAAUGUAGCAAAUGUUCCCCAAGUUUUCCGUAGUACUGUUCUUUGUGGGCACAUUCUGAAUCGGAUUUUUUUAGGAGGAUUUAAAAUGUAGAUAAGUCAUCUUCCCCUUAAUAGCUGGGGUAUCUUGGGCAAGUUGACUAACGGUAACUACUUCACACAGUUGUAAGGAUUAAAUGAAGCAAUGUUUGUCACAUGCUUGCUUAGUACAGUGCCUGUCAUAAAAUGCUGAGUGUUAGCUCUCACUUGUAAACAGAAGUAUGCCAGUUCAUGGUUCAGGGUUUCAGCUGAUUAUAAAUGCUUUCUGCCUCUCUGCUGCCUGUGUCUUUAUGGAUGGUUUGCAAAAACAUAUGUACCCAAACCCAUUGCCAUCCAGUCGAUUCCGACUCAUAGUGACCCUAUAGGACAGGGUAGAACUGCCCCAUAGAGUUUCCAAGGAGCGCCUGAUGGAAUCGAACUGCUGACCUUUUGGUUAGCAGUGAUAGCACUUAACCACUACGGCCAACAGUGUUUCUAAAACAUAUAUACCAAACCAAAUAUAUAUACCCAAAAAACCCCAAACCCAAUGC
This is a messenger RNA of Loxodonta africana (African savanna elephant), 10943 nucleotides long. It is a transcript of the gene C11H18orf54, whose product is annotated as chromosome 11 C18orf54 homolog. The coding region runs from base 186 to 1793 and encodes 535 amino acids. The transcript has 8 exons. The record is from RefSeq and is a predicted model, not a curated record. NCBI's taxonomy places the organism in Eukaryota, Metazoa, Chordata, Mammalia, Proboscidea, Elephantidae.